GCCCUUCUCACCCUGGCUGGUAACCCGCUUUGCAGUAUCUCUCUUUUGCCAAGUACGUACAGAGCAGUUGUAAUCACCCAGCAUGAGGAAUCGAGAGAUCAGCAGCAAUCCCCUCCCUUACACCACCCUCACCUCGUAUACAGUAUCUGCGUUUCUAGAGUCGAGCACUGUUUCCAGGCCCCCAUUCCGCGUACUGUACUAGUUAAUUUCCAGGCUGGCAAGCCGCGGGAAUGCCAGGCCAACCUAAGCGCCUCUGCGCCCCACUUGCAUCUGUGUGGCUCGUCCAUCAACCUAAGCCCUGGAACGUUCCCCUCCGCGCCUCUCACGACCGUCCGUACCUGUAAUCUACGUCACUGCAGUGCAAAGUGCCUCCUCUCCGCCUGAUCCCUCAUUCCUCCCCCACCCGCCUCUCCACUCCUUGCCUCGCCACUUCUCCAGCCUUCCACUCCCGGUCUAAGCUCCCUACUUGCUUCUCCUCCCAGCCGCCGCUCACGCACGCUCGCCCUCCACGCUCGCGCGCCAGCUUCCUCCCAGCUGUCCGUGAACCGACUCAAUUGCAUGCCGCGCGCCAGUGCGCCACCCCCGCUGCCGCUUCCGCUUCCGCCUUCUCUCCGCCUCCGGCACCAUCGUCUUUCGCCCUCUCCGAUCCGCCGACUGCCUCAUAAUCGCCCCAGCUGACAGCAGCAGCGCCGCUCCCUUCCACAUCCCCCCCGGCACCGCAAGCUCGUCGCGGCUCGCCCUAAAUCCUCCCCCUCUCGCCGCAAGCUCGUCCCGGCUUAGCAACGCGGCGGGUUCUCGUUUACAGUGUCUGGUUUUGCUGCAUCCUCGAAUCGCCCUCGUCUGUCGCCGCCUUCGUCGCUGCCGCCUACUUACAGGCUAACGAGGAGGCUCACGAUUUUCAUUGCGAUAGAACGCUCGGAUUCUCCUUACCGCAUAGAUCUUACGGUAGUGCUAUGGCGGCUUAGGCGAGAGUUAAAUCGGCAGCUCUAGAGAAAGCACCUAAGCAGCGGAGCCCUCGGCGCCUCUCGUUGCAGGAUCACCCACACGAGAGUGGUCUCUUUCGCAGCGCUAUGCUCGGCGCGCUUGCAUGGCACUGAGUGACGUGUCCCUCCGCAACUGCGCUCUCCCUUCCGCCCCCGAACCGCAUCCCCAUCACCAUCCCCUUUCCACCCAUCCCGUUUCCGUUCCCUCUCCCCAUCCCCAUUUCUUACCCAGCAUGCCCUCCUCCCCGCCCCUUCAAUCCCGCCCCUCCCUGGCCGUUGGAGCACUCUCCGCUCCUUCCCCCUCCGCUCCUUCUGCGCCCGCUGCCCCGCGCGCGUCGUCCGCAUCCCCCUCCUCCUCGUCUGCUGCUUCCGCGGUCGCCAAAGCGUGGGAUACCAUACUAGGCUCAGACUCCCCCCCUGGCUCUCCCACCUCUCCCCCCUCCACCUCCGCCGGCUCCGCUGCCGGCGCCGGCAGCGGAGCCGGCGAUGACGUGGCGAGCAUCCUGGAGCAGAUUUGCCCUUGGAGCGCGGUGGAGUUUGGAUACCCGGGGUCUCUUAACUACCGCUCGCUGCUCCUCGAUUUUCACGGGCACUUGGUGUCCCCCUGGCACCACGUGCCGCUGCACGCCAAGAGCGGCGCGCUGCACUUCGUGUGCAAGACGCCGCAGGACUCGUGGGUACGAUACGAGACCGCCAACGCAGAAGACUUCACUCCCAUCCGCGUCGAGCGCGCGCCUGCCGCGGGUGACGCGGGUCCUUCCGCCUCCCCGUCCGCCGGCCCUGCCGCCGCCGCUGCCCCUGCCGCCGCUUCCGCGAGCGACCGCGCGGGGAUGGAGAGUGGGGCGAGCGGGCAAAGAGACGCAGAGGGAGAGGGCGCGCGUGGUAAGGGGGAAAGGGGAAGAGGAGCGGAGGGGAGAACAGUGGGGGAAAAAGGUCCUUCUCGUAGAGGACUGCACUACGCGGAGAACUCGAUAUUUAACAUCGGGUUCUUGCCGCAAACUUAUGCGGAUCCCGAGCAGCCUGUUAACGCGGAUUUAGACCUUCUAGCGAGCAUGGCAGGGAGCACGGGGGGAAGGGACGAGGGGGGAGAACUGGGGGGAGGGGGAAGCGAGAACGGGGCGGAAGCGGAGUGUAACUGCCCCUUGUGUGUAGAUACCGGCGGUGCUGGUGGUUACAGCGGCUACAGUAACGGUAACGGUAAUGGUAACGGCAAAAGUAACAGUAACAGUAAAAGCAGCAGGUCUGGGUGUGGCAGCAGGAGGGAUGGGAGGGGCGGUGGUGCCAGCGGGCCCCUCACCAGUGGGCGAAGCAGCUCUGGGAGCUUUGCAGGUGCUAAUAGCGGGUGUGACAGAAGCAGAACGAGUCGCAGUUGCAGCUACAGUGACGAUUGGCACUGUGGUAACAACGGCUGUAGCAGCAACAGCGGCAGCAGCUGUAACAGUGGCGGUGUGCGAAUCAGUAGUGAGGGAAGUGGGUGUGAGAGAGCGGAGGAGGAGGAGGAGGAGGAGCAGGUUAACAGUGUAACCCCCUCUUGGCGCCCCUCGCUGCUGGUGAACGACGGGAAGCCUCUAGAGGCUAUCGAGAUAGGCUUAAAACGGAUGCGGACGGGCGAGGUUUGCUCCGUGCUGCCCGUGGCCAUGUUCGCGUUGAUAGAGCCCCGCAGCCAAGGGGGCGAGACUGGAGACGAUGAGGACGGGCGCGAGGGGACGAGGGAGAGCGAGAGGGAGAGGGAGGGAUUGGAGCAAGAGCAGUGGCACGAGCAGCGUCUGGGGCAGCAACAGCCGCGGCAGCAAGCGCAGCAGGGGCGGUUGCAGCAAGAAAAGCAGCAGCAGCAGCGGCAUGGGAGGGCGGGAGUGCGCGUGCUGUCAUGGAAGCUGGUGGUGGUGUCCACGGAAGAUGCUCUCGCCAACACGCUGCACGGCAUGCACGCCCCCAUCCCCGUGCUGGCUGGCGUGCUCGAGCAGAUUCAAGAGUGGCUCCGAUUCUGCACCUGCGUGAAGCCAGGUGACGAGGAGUGCGAGUUCGCGCUGGGCGACGACCCUGCGAGCAUGCAAGCGGCGAUGGUGGUGGUGGCUCAGGCGCACGCCGCCUGGCAGCUGCUGUCGCACGACUGCCCACCGCCCAGCCCCUGGCUGCCGUCUGACCGCAUCCUCUCCGCCUCCGUGCUUCUUCAGCACUGGCGGGACAAGGGGUACCUCACACCCUCCCCCUCCUCCUCUUCCCCCUCCUCCUCCUCCUCCUCUUCCUCCACCGCCACAACCGCAGCCGUAGCCACAGCAGCCUCAGCAAGCGACGCCAAGGCAGCUUUCCUCUUAGUGAAAGGCCCAUCCCUCACCAUCUCCCUCCCCCCCUACUCCUCCCACUCCUCCCCCUCCUUCUCCCCUUCCUCCCUGCUUCCCACCAGCGCCCCCCUCUUACCCAUUACGGCUCCCACCACUGCCACCACCACCACCACCAGCAGUGCUGAGCGUAUUGCUGUCUUGCCCUCACUCCCUGCAUCCUCCUCCUUCUCCUCCUGGUCCUCCCCACAUGCCUCCCCUUCCACUGCCCCCACUCUCCCACUGCCCUCCUCCCCUCUCGCCCCCACUCCCAGCAAGUCCACUGAGCUCGCCCCUCCCCUCCCCCCCUCCUCAUCUUCCUCCUCCUCCACCCCUUCCUCUCUCUUUUCCCCGUCCUUCUCUCCCCACUCCCUCAUUCCCCCUAGCCCAGACUCCCGCACUUCCCUUCGGCAGCGACAACCGCCCUCCUUUUCUUUCUCUCCCUCUCCCCUCCCCUCCUCUCUCUCGCCCGCUUCCACCCUCACUACCCCCCCUCCAGAUGCCAUCCCCCUCUCUGAUUCCCGCAUUUGCUCUGGCCGGAAGCACGAUAGGAUCUGGGCCCGCGCGUCUAUAGACUCCCUCACUUCUACUUUUAACGAGUCAGGCUACAAACGAGGGGGAAGCGCGGGGAGGGAGAGGGCAAGGGAAGGAAAGGGCGCAAGGGGGCGUGGGGGAAGUUGGGGGGUGGGGGGAGAGAGUAGGGGCGGGGUUGGGGCAUCGAGUCCUACGCAGGGUGUGAGGGACAGAGGGGGUGGGAGGGAGAGGUGGAGUGAGGAGAGUGGGGGGUUCGUUAGAGGGAAGGGGGCAGCAGACACAGUGAGUGGAAUGCCUGAAAACGACUCCAGAUCAGGGGGAGGAGCAGGAGGAAUGAGGCACAGUAGGGGGGUAGGAGGAGGAGGACGACUGAAUGACAGUGGGAGCCAGUUUAUAGGGAAGUGCGAGACCCUUCCUUGCACUUCCUCAUCCUCUUCCUCUGCGUCUUCGUUCCUCUCGUUCUCCCGCCUCUCCUCCACUCAUCCCCGAACCAAGCUGAGAUCAGGAUCAGGCUCGUCAGACUUCAGUGCGGAUUUCCAGUUCCAGGUGGCCAGGGCAGUGAGGGAGGUGGUUGAGGGGCCACACAGAGGGAGAGGGAAAGCCCACGCUGCCAAGGCGUCUUCUGCCACUGCUGCUGCUGCUGGUGUGGGCGCUGGUGCAGGUGCUGGUGCUGGUACUGGUGCAGGUUCUGCUGCCUCUCCUCCUCCUCUGCCCAGUCCUUCCCCCAAGCCUCGACACAUGCGUAACCGGCCGGGUUUUGGCAGCUUCGGCAGCAGCUUCGUCAGCAGCUUCGCCACCGGGUUUGGGAGCAGCUUUCAUGCGCCAGCAGGGGCGGGAGGGGGAGGGGGAGGCAGGGGAGCAGCAGGGGGCAGUAGGGGAAGCCCUUGUUCCGACAGAGGUUCUAGAAGCCUGCGCAGCAGCCCUGUUUACUCUGCUGCUGCAGGUGCUCCAGAUGUUGCGGGUGCUGCUGGUGGUGCUGCUGCUGGUGUUUCUGCCUCCUACUCCUCGUCCUCCUCCCCGUCCUCGUCCUCCAUGGGAUGGCGGUUCAGCAGUGGGCGGCACAGGAGAACAGGCAGUGCCAGCAGCUGCGCCAGCAGCCCUCUCUCACUCCUCUCGCCUUCCUCUACUUCCUCCGCCCCCAGCCCCUUCUUUGCCAAUAUGUCAGCCCCAGGAACGACCCUGGAAAACCAGAGUAGUGGUGGGGGAUGGGGAGCAGGAUUAGCACGAGGAGGGAAAGGAGGAGCAGGUGGGGCAGCAGCAGGAGCAGCAGCGGGCGGAGUAGGAGCAGGUGGAAGGAGUGGAGGGGCAGGGGGGUCGUCUCUGAGUUCGUUCCGUAGUCCGGAUGAGAGUAGGGUGGGCUCUAGGCACUGCCGAGCGGGCUCUUGGGCCGGCAGCAGCUUCGCAGCAACUGGCUUUGACGCCAGCGCCUCUGCUGGUGCUGGUGCUGGUGGUGGUGGUGGUGGUGGUGGUGGUGGUGGUGGUGGUUGUGGUGGUAGUAGUAGUGGUGGUCUUGCUGCAGGUGGGUUGGGUGCUAGCGUGAGGGGAAUCGACCUGAUCCAUGCCAGUGUUGACCUGAUCGAGAGCGUUGCUGGUGACCAUUCUGGUGAGAGAGGAGGGGGGCCAGGAGGAUGGGUAGGAGGGGGAGGAGGGGGAGGAGCGGGGGGAUGGAGGAGAGUGACAGGUUCAGAUCCCUUGUCUCCAGGCUCUGCUGGGUUCUUCUUCUCCAGACCAUCUAACAGCAGCCACAGCGCAGCAGAGGGUGAUGACACUUGCACCCGCACCCUUGCUGCUGGCCCUGCCAUUGGUGCUGGCAGUGGCAGUGAAAGCAGCAGAAGCAGUGGUCGGUCAUUUCAGUCCGUUCGAUCGCCAACGCUUGAGAGGAUCUUCGGGCAGAGAAAGAACCGGCGGGCAGGGUCGGCAGAAAAAGUGCGUGGCAGGCGGGCGGAGCAGGAGGGCGAGGAGAGGGGGAUCCGAGUGGAGGAGAGGCCGAGAAUGGCUCAUGUGCAGGGCCCUGCUGCUGGUGGCGCUGCUGCUAGUGGUGGUGUUGAUAGGUGCAGCUUCGCUGAGCUGUCAUGUGCAGAGCAGGAGUCAGAAGCGCUGGUGCCUGACGCUGCAACGGCUAGGCAGGGGUCUGUGCGGCAACCUGCAUUGCUCAUCCCCGCGGGCAGAGAGGGACUAAGGGGGAGAGUAGAGAGCGUGCACUCCCAUGCUUGUGCUGCUGACGCUCCACCUUCUGCUGCUGCUGCUGCUGCUGCUGCUGCUGCUGCUGCUGAUGCUGCUGCCACCAGUGGUUCUUUUCUAUCUAAGUCUACAACCAUCUCAACAGCAGCAGCAGGAGCAGCAACAGGGCCUGUGGAUGGCGUGUGCACGGUGUGUGAGUCGGACACGUCCUCGCCCUCCUCCUGGUCCCUCUCCUCCUUCCAAGGCAGUGUCGCCAGCAGCGUUUGCAGCACCAGCACCAGCAGCACCAGCCUGGUUGCCCUAGCAGCAGCAACGGGUUGUAGCGGCCGCACCAGUGGAAUGCGCGCAGGCUGCGCUGAUGCUGCUGCUGGCGGUUUUGCUGGCGGUGGUGGUGCUGGCAGUGGUAUCGUGAUGAAAGAUUUGGACGGUGCGGAGCAGCGAAAUGAGCAUCAACAGCUGCUAUUCCAGCGGCAGCAGCAGCAGCAGGUGCAGCCGCCAGUGUCACUGCUGCAGCGCAGGAGGCAGCAGCACCAGCCUGCUCUCACUCUCUCUCCCACGCAUGUCAAGGCAAGGACAGCCAGUGCCUCCACCGCUGCUGCUCCUCCUCCUGCUGCCACCACUCAAGCUACUGCUGGAGGAGUGGUGGAUGUUGCCCCUGUGAUGCUGCUGCUGGUGCUGCUGCUGGUAUUGGUGACAGUAAUGGUGCUGUGAUUGCUGAGUGUGCGAUUGGAUGUAGGGUGGGAGAGAGAGGCAGAGAAGGGGAGGAGAGGCAAGGGAGGGAGGGCGAGAAGAAAGGCGAGAGCAUAAGCUCAGAUGGCGGCAGGAAUGUGCAGGAGGAGGAGAGGCAGAAGGGUGGAGUGUGUGGGGGAGUGUGUGGGAAAGUGUGCGGGGCAGUGAAUGGGCAAGGAAUGGACCAGUUGGGCUGUGGUGCUUUCGUUGUGGGCUGUGUGGAGGCAUGUGAGAGGGGGGGAGAGGCAUGCAAAGAGGCGCUGCCAGCUGCUGCAUCUAGAGCAGGAACUGUCAAGCCAGUUGCAGGUCCUGCCAUCCUAGCUGCUCAUUGCCCCUCUCUCCCA
This is a messenger RNA of Closterium sp. NIES-67, 7089 nucleotides long. Lineage: Eukaryota; Viridiplantae; Streptophyta; Zygnematophyceae; Desmidiales; Closteriaceae. The record is from the annotation of a GenBank genome assembly.